Messenger RNA from Tripterygium wilfordii, 579 nucleotides. RefSeq names its product stress-associated endoplasmic reticulum protein 2-like. Bases 158 to 364 code for a protein of 68 amino acids. The record is from RefSeq and is a predicted model, not a curated record. NCBI's taxonomy places the organism in Eukaryota, Viridiplantae, Streptophyta, Magnoliopsida, Celastrales, Celastraceae. Gene Ontology annotation, biological process: endoplasmic reticulum unfolded protein response. Gene Ontology annotation, cellular component: endoplasmic reticulum. The transcript is spliced from 3 exons.
CACGUUUUUCAAAUACGUGUAACUCCCAAUCGUUCCCGAGACUGUUUGUACCUCUCCUGCCCGGGCACGCUAUUAAGAGGCAGAUCGUCAAUCGUGACCGCAAUUCUCCUGCGAUUUUUUCUUCUUACGUUCUUAGCAGCCGGAUCUCUCCGUAACCAUGACUACAUCAAGGCGUCUUGCAGAGAGGAAAGUUGAGAGGUUUGAUAAGAACAUUACAAAGAGAGGAGCCGUUCCGGAAACAACCGCUAAAAAGGGGAAAGACUAUCCUGUAGGCCCUGUUUUGCUUGGGUUCUUCGUAUUUGUUGUCAUUGGUUCAUCUCUAUUCCAGAUAAUCAGGACAGCAACCAGUGGUGGAGUGGCUUAAUGUGUUUUCCUAAAUUUUGAGUGAUGGCUGCAAAUUGCUGCACAAUGUGUUUUCCUGUUAGCCAAUAGGAAAUUUAGAAAUACUUGUAUGGGACUGGUGUUUACAUGUAUGCUUAUGAAGAACUCGGUUUAUCAUUAACAAGAUGUCCGUUUUUAUUUAUCUUUAUAUUGACGUAUAAACUCAGAAGAUUCUGAGUUAGAUUCCCACGGGAGAAA